This is a messenger RNA of Acanthosepion pharaonis, 594 nucleotides long. The record is from the annotation of a GenBank genome assembly. NCBI's taxonomy places the organism in Eukaryota, Metazoa, Mollusca, Cephalopoda, Sepiida, Sepiidae.
AUGAUUAAAUCUGAAGAGAGGCUAUCUAUCUCUAUCUAUCUAUCUAUCUAUCUAUCUAUCUAUCUAUCUAUCUAUCUCACGGCGUUCAUUAUCUAUCUAUCUAUCUAUCUAUCUAUCUAUCUAUCUAUAUAUAUAUAUAUAUAUAUAUAUCCGUUCAUUAUCUAUCUAUCUAUCUAUUCUAUCUAUCUAUCUAUCUAUCUAUCUCAAGUCAACAUUAUCUAUCUAUCUAUCUAUCUAUCUAUCUAUCUAUCUCAAGCCGUUCACUAUCUAUCUAUCUAUCUAUCUAUCUAUCUAUCUAUCUAUCUAUCUAUCUAUCUAUCUAUCUAUCUCAAGCCGUUCAUUAUCUAUCUAUCUAUCUAUCUAUCUAUUUAUCUAUCUAUCUAUCUAUCUAUCUAUCUAUCUAUCUAUCUAUCUAUCCUUGUCUUCUAUUAUCUACUGUUUAAAUCUCACCGCGAUCCGAUCUCCCCCUCAGUUUAUUUCUUCUUUCCUCCUUCCUCGCUUCCGUUCUUUCUUUCUUUGUUCUUUCUGCCAAUCAAUUUGUUUCAAUAUGUCUGGUUCUUAUGUUACUCCAUUAAAACUUUCUCUCUAACAUAG